AUAUAAAAACUAAAAAUGAAGUUAAAUGCAUUAAAUAUAAACAUUUUAAAUAAAAAAAUCAACACAAAGCAAAAACUCUCUUUAUAUCUACCUCCAGCCAUCUAUGAUGUAGAUGAAGACCAGGAGAAGUUGGACCUGGAGCCAGAUUUCCAGUACAUUCCUGAGAAGUCCAGUCUGGAUCAGUCCCACUCAGAUGCUGAUAGUCUAAAAUCCUCCAUUCAGCUGUUGAAAGACGGUCUUUCCAGCGGAACGGUCCUCGCGCAGUUUGAUCAACUGUACAGAAAACGGCUUGGGAUGUCCGUGUCAUGUGCCAGGCUGCCACAAAACGUCUCUAAAAACCGCUAUCGGGAUAUUUCCCCGUAUGACGCUACACGAGUCGUAUUAAAGGGGGCGGAUGACUACAUCAAUGCAAAUUACAUCAACAUGGAGAUCCCCAGAACAGGUGAAGUAAAGCGGUAUAUCGCCUGUCAAGGGCCUCUUCCUGGUACCUGCUCUGAUUUCUGGCAGAUGGUUUGGGAACAGAGCGCCCCCCUGGUGGUUAUGCUCACGACACAAGUCGAACGUGGCAGGGUGAAGUGUCAUCAGUACUGGCCGAAUGCUUCUGCGAGUAGCAUGUAUGGGGACUUCCAGGUUACAUGUGUAUCUGAAGAUGGAAAUUCUGCAUAUCUGCUCAGAGAUCUGACACUUACACACGUGGAGAAUUACAUGAAAUUUAGUUGA
Molecule: messenger RNA, 720 nt
Organism: Triplophysa rosa
Lineage: Eukaryota; Metazoa; Chordata; Actinopteri; Cypriniformes; Nemacheilidae
Product: tyrosine-protein phosphatase non-receptor type 4-like
Exons: 6
Coding region: 16-720 (234 amino acids)
Biological process (GO): protein dephosphorylation
Cellular component (GO): cytoplasmic side of plasma membrane; cytoplasm
Molecular function (GO): protein tyrosine phosphatase activity
Source: RefSeq, a predicted model, not a curated record